Myotis davidii is the source of this 3956-nucleotide messenger RNA. RefSeq names its product heat shock protein family A (Hsp70) member 13 (gene HSPA13). Gene Ontology annotation, molecular function: ATP hydrolysis activity; ATP binding; ATP-dependent protein folding chaperone. Bases 69 to 1643 code for a protein of 524 amino acids. Gene Ontology annotation, cellular component: cytosol; nucleus; cytoplasm. The record is from RefSeq and is a predicted model, not a curated record. The transcript is spliced from 5 exons. Gene Ontology annotation, biological process: protein refolding; cellular response to unfolded protein; vesicle-mediated transport. NCBI's taxonomy places the organism in Eukaryota, Metazoa, Chordata, Mammalia, Chiroptera, Vespertilionidae.
CUUGCGUGGGAAGGCGGCUCUGUUGUCCCUGGCAGCAGUUGAAUGGAGGUUCUCAGCCUCGCGACCUCAUGGUAAAGAAAGUCCUUUCUCUGGUCCGACACGUAGCUUCCCUGGCCGCGUCAGAACAAGAGAACUACAUUUCCCAGGGGUCAGCGGGCCGCCCGGCGGCGUGGGGGCGGCGCCUCCCGUCUGGUACAGUCAUCCCAAACCUCUUCGGCGGGACUGUGAUGGCCGGAGAGAUGACGAUCUUAGGAUCAGCUGUCUUGACUCUCCUGUUGGCUGGCUAUUUGUCACAACAGUAUUUACCAUUGCCUACUCCUAAAGUAAUUGGCAUUGAUCUUGGUACCACCUACUGCUCUGUUGGGGUGUUUUUUCCUGGCACAGGAAAAGUAAAGGUCAUUCCAGAUGAAAAUGGCCAUAUCAGCAUACCCAGUAUGGUGUCUUUCACUGACCAUGAUGUUUAUGUGGGAUAUGAAAGCUUAGAGCUGGCAGAUUCAAAUCCUCAAAACACAAUAUAUGAUGCCAAAAGAUUCAUAGGCAAGAUUUUUACUCCAGAAGAGCUGGAGGCUGAGAUUGGCAGAUACCCAUUUAAGGUUUUAAACAAAAAUGGAAUGGUUGAGUUUUCUGUGACAAGUAAUGAGACCAUCACCGUUUCCCCAGAAUAUGUUGGCUCUAGACUACUAUUGAAAUUAAAGGAAAUGGCAGAGGAAUAUCUUGGAAUGCCAGUUGCCAACGCAGUUAUUUCUGUGCCAGCAGAAUUUGAUUUAAAACAGAGAAAUUCAACAAUUGAAGCUGCUAACCUUGCAGGACUGAAGAUCUUAAGGGUAAUAAAUGAACCCACAGCGGCAGCUAUGGCCUAUGGUCUCCACAAGGCUGAUGUCUUUCAUGUCUUGGUGAUAGAUUUGGGCGGAGGAACUCUAGAUGUGUCAUUACUGAAUAAACAAGGAGGAAUGUUUCUAACCAGGGCAAUGUCAGGAAACAAUAAACUUGGAGGACAGGACUUCAAUCAGAGAUUGCUUCAGUACUUAUAUAAACAGAUCUAUCAAACAUAUGGCUUCCUACCCUCUAGGAAAGAGGAAAUUCACAGAUUAAGACAAGCUGUGGAAAUGGUCAAAUUAAAUCUGACUCUUCAUCAAUCUGCUCAAAUGUCAGUGUUACUAACAGUAGAGGAAAAGGACAAGAAGGAAACUCCGAGUAGUGACACUGAACUGUCAAAGGACAGACUGUCCCCAGCAGAUGGUCACCAUGUGAGCAGCAUGUUUGGAGCUGGCCUUUCUGAAAAGAAAAGUGGAGAAAGUCAGGUUUUAUUUGAAACAGAAAUAUCACGGGAGCUCUUUGACACCCUAAAUGAAGAUCUCUUCCAGAAAAUACUGGUACCCAUUCAGCAAGUAUUGAAAGAAGGCCACCUGGAGAAGACUGAAGUUGAUGAGGUGGUAUUGGUUGGGGGCUCUACUCGUAUUCCUCGAAUCCGUCAAGUCAUUCAGGAGUUCUUUGGAAAGGAUCCCAACACGUCUGUAGACCCUGACCUGGCAGUGGUGACGGGAGUGGCUAUCCAAGCAGGGAUUGAUGGAGGUUCUUGGCCUCUUCAAGUCAGUGCUUUAGAAAUUCCCAAUAAGCAUUUACAAAAGACCAAUUUCAACUGAAUUUUGGAAGAAUGAUUAUUUGUGAUCUUAUCAGGCCACCUCCUCAAAAAACAAAGUGUCUAAACUAUCUCAAAAAUUUACCUAAAAGGCAACAUUUAGAUAUACAAAAUUUACAUAACAUUUGUUUUAAGAUUUAAUGUGACCAGAUUGAUCCUGUUUGAUUUUUGGAGAGGUCCCAUUCCUGAAAUACUUCUAAAAUGAUAGGAGCAUGGAUGGCUAUAUUUUCUGGAUUCUGGAAGUAGAUAACCAUAUGCACUUAAAAUUGUUUUCUGUGAACAUUGUCUACUGCCAAUUAAUUUACUUGAUUAUCACAUGUAACUAAUAAUUUGAACUAUACUUGAAGGAUGGUGUUGAUGUCAGGUAUUAGCAUUGGCUGGGAGAUAGAAGUAUUAAUAUAAGCUAUAUGUGUGAUAUUCAAUAAUUGCCAUAUUAUAUAACAAAAUUACUUUCACAGAUUCAAUACCCCAUUAUGUAUCUAUUCAUGUAAUCUGCAUUCUCCAGAUUUUUCAAAUACAUUCAUUGGAUAUAUUUCUCUUUCUGAAAUAGCUAUAGAUUUAUUCAAAUGUUCCAAUAGCAGAUAGUAGAAAAUACCCAAUUUAUAUAUUCUAGUUCCUUUAUCUGCUGUGCAUCAUUCGCUGCUUGGAUUUCCAUGAUUCUGCCUGGUUAGCAAACAAUGGGGAGUUUUUAAUAGCCUUUUUAAAAUACAUUCAUGUGACAAUAAAACCAUUGUUACUGUCAGUUUUUGUUAUUCAAGAUUUUUGCAGACAUUGAUAAAUAGCAGGAAUUAGCUACAGUAUUUGUUUUAUGUUUUUGUUUUGUUUCUUUGCUUAUUUUCAGUUAGUCCUGGGUAAUGUAGCUGGUAUCUGAUUCAGUUUUACUGAGAUUUUUCCCCAUAUUUAGUUUUGAAUGAGGAAAAACAUGCUCACUUAUAAAAACCUUGCUAUUAUUUCCUACUGUCAUUUUAAAAUAGUCACACUUGGACAAUUUUUAGCCUUAAGGUUAGUGUAUGAAGAGAUAAAAAGACCCGUGGAUAUUGGAAGUAAUGUGGAAAUCUAAUAUGGAAGACAAUGUGAAAAAUUUCUACCAAUCAGCAUUAGUAGCAGUUUUGUUUUGGUCUAUUUCCUUUUAGGAAAGCUACAGGGACCAAGAAAGAAAAUAUAGCAGUUUUGUUUCUGUGAUGCUCAUGUUUUUUCCUUAAUAGAGGCAUGCUUUAUAUCAUUAUUAAAAAAUUAUAUUCUGGUCAGUAUUUUUGUUAAAUUUUGUCUACCUUAUCCAUUGUUAAAUUUGACAGGAUGUUGAAUUUUCAGUUACUGAAAAAGAACUGAGUAAACUCAUUUCAGCAACAUCAGAACAUUUCAACUUCUCAAUUAAAAGCUAAAUGUUAACACUUCUUUGCAGAUCUAUAAAACUUCCGUAGCAAUGAAAUUUCAAACACUUUGUGUACAGAAAAUGUCUGAAGUAGAUAGAAAAAUAUAAAAUGUUCGUUGAUGUAUUUUAUUUUAGAACUAAUGGAGAAAUGCCAAAGAUGAAACCUUCACUGCAUUGUGAAAAUAUUCAAGUGUUCUCUUGGACUUCAUAUAAAUCUUUAAUAGAUUUUAAAACUGAAAACAAUCUUUUUAUGAAGCUCUUUAAAGUGUUCAAUUUCUCAAAAUCUCUACAUACAGAAUCAGCUUUAACCUAAAGCGUUUUAAGAUGUUUUUUUUAAACCUGAAUUUCUCCAAAAUAAGAGAUAGUUUAGGACAAUCUGAUAAUAUUUUUUUAGAGGAAACAAUUUCAAAAUAGGGCAAUGAAUCUCAUACUCUAAAAUUGGAAUUUAAAUAACUUGAUUGUGUUUGAAAAUUGUGAUGGCAGUGUUGGAAUUGGGGCAAUAGUUUAGCAUAUUCUCUAGUAUAGUUUCAACUUUAAAAGAUGAAGUAAUGUCUGUCUUCAAUCAUUUUAGCAGGCUAUAUAUAGACGGCAUCAAUGUAGCUUAUUUAAAAGAUAAAAAUGGAUUCUAAAACUGAUCAUUUAUGUAUAAGAAUAUGAAGACAUUCUUCAUAAAACAAACAUUACAUUUUAGCUAUACAAUUAGCUAGUGUUUUUUGAGGUAUAUAACUUUUAAAAUAUUAGAUGUCUUGUAUAAUUAGAUUAUGUGAAUGAGUAAUUUAUUUUAUAUCAGGAAUGUUUUGGUACUGUGUUUUCACUCAAACCACUGAUGUAUCUACGGAUAGUACUGUGUAAUAUGUACAUAACAGAUUGUGCCUCUUAAAUUUGUGUGUAUACAGGUCAUUCAUAUUUUAAUGUAAAUAAAUAUGACUUUGCAGUUUGUUUUAA